GUCGUGUCCGCACCAAAAGUCCUGUCUCACAUACUGUUCUUGUAACGCAUAUGAUGCUGUCGAUUGCUCUACCUUUCGCGCAUCCAUCUUCUUCGACAGAUCGCCGACGGGCUCUCGAAAAUGCCGCAGCAAAAUUCGGCAGCAAGAUGUAUCGAAACGUUACCUCCGCGCUGGUUCAGCACGUCCCAAAACCACAGUCGCGUAAGGCUAGCACUCGAGUACCUGCCGCGCCGAGUCUCAACGAGCCCUGCUAUAGGUGGUUGCUUGCCAACUUACACAAUCCCUAUCCGACACAACAACAGCGCGAGCGUCUUCGCCUGGAGAGCAAGGCCACAGCCAAGGCAAUAACUACUUGGUUCGUCAACGCGCGAAAGCGCAUCGGAUGGUCACACCUACGGGCUACCCGCUUCAACCGAUCUCAGAUUGAGAUCGUCGCGGCGGCGUCGCGCUUCUGGCCCGAGAGGGAUACGCUUCGACCUCUAUCACCCGACCUCGAACUUCACUUCGCCGAGAUUGAACAUAACGCCGUGUCAUUGUAUGCCAACUAUUCUCAACCAAGCGACGCGCUCCAGAGAGUUAUCGAGAGGGUGAAGGGACAAGGCUCCUUGCACACUCAGACCACAACCGCGUCUGGGCUUCCGAAUGAUGUAGGGGAUGUUGGACAGACGGGCAAAGGCGAACACCUAGCCGCCCCGCUCAAGAGCAAGUCUCUCUCCCCCGCAUCGUCUCUCCAAGCGCCAAGGGACGAUCAACCUCUACUACCCAGCGUGACGCUUUCAUCCAUCCCCCCGCCAACAAAACCUGCCAGCAGCUCCCGCCCAGACGGCGUCCCACUGCCUGCCUUCAAACGCAGCUCGCUCAUGUUACUCCCGACCGCACCUUCACCACAAUUCGGAAAACCUUCGUUGGUAGCACCUGAUCUCAAGCGUCCGCGGCCCGACGCCGUCGACGAGCCCGUAUCCAAGCGUCGGUGCGUUCUGCCCACCUGGGACUGUCCUUCCAGUUCUUCGGCACGCCGAUGGCCUCGUUCUCGAUCGAGCCCUACCCUUGUACAGCGCCGAGUCGGGCGUUCAGGCCAUGGUCUCAGCAAACGUCUCCUUAGCGGAAACGCCGCCGGGCUUCGGAAUGAGUCUCGCCCCAGCGUCCCUAUCGGGGACGAGCACUCGAAUUUUCCACCUCAGCGGGUCCCCUGUUCGACGCCUGCGCAACCCGAAUCCAGUAGCGCCUCAGGGACGGGCUGUGAGUCUUCCAAUUCCACCAGCCUUGCCUCGACGUCUCUCCUGCAGCCGCUCAGCAACAUCCACUCUGAGCCACAUGGUCACUCUGCGCCUCGGGAUGCAGCCGACGACCUCGGUCGAUUGGACACUCCGCCCUCGCGUACAAUAUCUACAUGGGAUUGCGCAAAUACUUUAGCGAACGCCGGAGACGCCUCGUCCGCAUCUACAGAGCCGUUACAGCCAUGGUACGAUGAGCUCCCCUCUGACACUCUCGAUUUAUUCUCGUGCGUUCCGUUUGACCCUGUCGUACCGACUAGUCCUUGGAGUGACGCCAGUGGCAUUGGCAUCUACGUUAUGUUUGAUACUGCAGCUUACGGUAUGCCCAUGUCGCAUGUGGAGUACUAUCCUUGCCUUGCAACGCCUCCUCUUCAUUUAUCGUCACUGACGGGCUCGCCGUUGAAUAUCCAAGUAUCAUAGUCGGCUACUAGCACCUCCUACUGCGUAUACCCCAUUUCCCUUGCGAGCCAGUCUUCCCCUUCUUCUGACGACCCAGC
Molecule: messenger RNA, 1771 nt
Organism: Schizophyllum commune H4-8
Lineage: Eukaryota; Fungi; Basidiomycota; Agaricomycetes; Agaricales; Schizophyllaceae
Exons: 4
Coding region: 147-1694 (515 amino acids)
Biological process (GO): regulation of DNA-templated transcription
Molecular function (GO): DNA binding
Source: RefSeq, a predicted model, not a curated record